AUGUUGAUGAUGAUUAAUCUUCUCUCUUAUCAAUGCAUUGCUGUUCUUGUUCUUGUUCUCGUUCUCUCUUUUCCUUCAUUAAUAAUUUGCCAGAUACCAGCUGCUAAUUACAAACCCACCUUUGAUGUUUCUACACUCAACCGAACCAGCUUUCCUAAGCAUUUCAUCUUCGGGGCUGCUUCAUCUGCUUAUCAGUAUGAAGGCGGAGUCCAUUCCAGAGGCAGGAGUAUCUGGGAUACUUUUACUCAUGAACACCCAUGGAAAAUAGCGGACGGUUCUAACGCUGAUGUUGCACUUGAUUCAUAUCAUCGUUAUAAAGAAGAUUUAGAGAUCUUGGAAAGCAUGGGGAUGGACUCUUACCGAAUGUCAAUAGCCUGGACUAGAAUACUACCUAAGGGAACUCUUAAGGGUGGUAAGGACGAAGAGGGCAUACGAUAUUACAGAAAGCUCAUUGAGGAUCUCGAAGCCAAAGGUAAAAAGCCCUUUGUGACUAUAUUUCAUUGGGAUGUUCCUCAAGUCCUGGAAGACAAGUAUAUGGGUUUUCUCAGUCCCCAAAUUGUGAAAGAUUAUGUAGACUAUGCAGAGGUUUUGUUUGAAGAAUUUGGAGAAAAGGUGCAAAAUUGGAUAACUUUCAACUAACCAUACAUGUUCACGAUUGGUGGCUACGUAAAUGGUAGUUUGGCACCUGGUCGUAGCUCCCCUUGGCUAACACAAUUUAAUUCCACCCACGGGGAUUCUUCGGCUGAACCUUAUUUGGUUGCUCACCAUAUACUUCUUGCUCAUGCUGCUGUUGUCAAAUUAUAUCGUGAAAAAUAUAAGG
Impatiens glandulifera is the source of this 820-nucleotide messenger RNA. RefSeq names its product beta-glucosidase 12-like. Bases 1 to 639 code for a protein of 212 amino acids. Lineage: Eukaryota; Viridiplantae; Streptophyta; Magnoliopsida; Ericales; Balsaminaceae. The record is from RefSeq and is a predicted model, not a curated record. Gene Ontology annotation, biological process: carbohydrate metabolic process. Gene Ontology annotation, molecular function: beta-glucosidase activity. The transcript is spliced from 7 exons.